AUGGCUGCCCAGGCGACAUUCAAGUCUAUCAAGUCCGUCAUCCCCCUCUUCGACCGCGUCCUCGUCCAGCGGUUCAAGGUCGACCAGAAGACCGCGUCUGGGAUCUUCCUCCCGUCGUCCGCGACGACCAGCCCGCUCCCGGAGGCGACCGUCAUCGCCGUCGGCCCUGGGGCGACGGGCAAGGACGGCAAGACGCUCCCGAUGAGCGUCGCCGCGGGCGACCGCGUCCUGCUCCCCGGUUGGGGCGGGUCACCGAUUAAGGUUGGCGAGGAGGAGUACCACCUCUUCCGGGACUCGGAGAUCCUCGCAAAGAUCCAGGAGUGA
Molecule: messenger RNA, 324 nt
Organism: Epithele typhae
Lineage: Eukaryota; Fungi; Basidiomycota; Agaricomycetes; Polyporales; Epitheliaceae
Product: hsp10-like protein
Exons: 4
Coding region: 1-324 (107 amino acids)
Cellular component (GO): mitochondrial matrix
Molecular function (GO): protein folding chaperone; metal ion binding; protein-folding chaperone binding
Source: RefSeq, a predicted model, not a curated record